Messenger RNA from Microbotryum saponariae, 2521 nucleotides. The record is from the annotation of a GenBank genome assembly. NCBI's taxonomy places the organism in Eukaryota, Fungi, Basidiomycota, Microbotryomycetes, Microbotryales, Microbotryaceae.
AUGCUGAACGUUGAUUCCGUAAGUUGCCCCUUGUGUAGCUCUCCCUCGUAAAGCUGUGCGCUGACGUGCUGUCCCUCUCCUCCUCCUCCCGUCUUAUCGUCUCGCGUCCAACCCGGCCGGACCCAAUCGAAUCGAUCUCGCACCCAUUCGUCCAUUUGACCCAUUCGCAACCCGACUCGAACUCGCAUCGCACGCCCGCCAGGUCUCGAGCCAGUUGGAAUGGCUGACGACGCUGUCGAUCCCCCCCAAGGUCGAGGCCGGUCUGACGGGCAAGAACUUGCGCAAGGUGAGUUACUACUGCAUGUCGUGUUCGUGGUCGUGUUCGGGGUCAUCGUCAGCGCUCGGUCCAAUCGAUGCGAGACCGCGCGCGCGUCUGCCUUUCGUUGGGCCCGAUACCACACAUCAGAUCGAGCAUACGGCCACGAGUCACCUCUUCCCAGCUCCAGCGAUCCUUUCGAUCAAAGCGCAGUACUGACAUGCACACUCCGCCCACGGACAGACCUCGAUCAUCGCGACCAUCGGUACGCUCACACCCCAACUCAAAACUCAGCUCCGCAACCCGAGCCUCUUCGGUCAACACCCUGUCUUUUUCCGCGGCUCUGACAUGCUUCCCCACCUCGUCCAACAGGGCCCAAGACCAACAGUGUCGAGAUGAUCUCCAAAUUGCGCACCGCCGGUGUCAAUGUCGGUCAGUCCCACCUUCACCCCUCCCCUCGACGAUCCCUUUUCCCGUCUCCGCAGCCCCACUUGUUCUGCCCAUCCUCGACAUUCUUCAGAGCGGUGAACUGACCUUGCUUCGGCCCUCACCAUCUUCGUUACCAGUCCGAAUGAACUUUUCUCACGGCUCGUACGAGUACCAUCAAUCCGUCAUUGACAACACCCGCAAGGCCGAAGCCAGUACGUCUCCCUCGACCGAGGCCAACCAAGAAUCCCGUGACUGACCUUCUUCUUGCUCUUCGUCCUCUAGGUGCCGAGGGUCGUCCUUUGGCCAUCGCUCUCGACACCGUAAGUCUGCGAACGAAAUAUCGCGCGGACGAAGCAUGUGAACUGAACCCGACUUGAAAACCUUGACGCCGGUCAAACAGAAAGGUCCCGAGAUCCGAACGGGCAACAUGGUCAACGACGAGGAUGUGAGUGUAAAGAGCUCUUGACCUACCAGACCGGAUCUGACCCAUACUGCAUCGUUUCCCGAAAUACCAGGUCAAGAUCCCCGCCGGUCACCGAAUGCUCUUCUCGACCGACCCCAAGUACGCCACCGCCUGCACCGACAAGGUCUACUUCAUCGACUACGCCAACCUGCCCAAGGUAAUCGAGGUCGGCAAGCCCAUCUACAUCGACGACGGUGUCAUGUCGUUCCGCGUCCUCUCGAUCGAAGGCACCGACGUCCACGUCGAGGCCAUCAACGCCGGUACGCUCUCGAGCAAGAAGGGCGUCAACCUGCCCGGCACGGACGUCGACUUGCCCGCCAUCUCGCAAAAGGACAAGGACGAUCUCUCGUUCGGUGUCAAGAACGGCGUCGACAUGAUCUUUGCCUCGUUCAUCCGUCGCGGCCAGGACGUCAAGGACAUCCGCGCCCACCUCGGCGAGGCCGGCAAGAACAUCAAGAUCAUCGUCAAGAUCGAGAACCUGCAAGGUGUCGCCAACUUUGACGAGAUCCUCAAGGAGACCGACGGUGUCAUGGUCGCGCGGGGUGACCUCGGUAUCGAAAUCCCGGCAUCGCAGGUCUUUAUGGCCCAAAAGAUGAUGAUCGCAAAGUGCAACCUCGCGGGCAAGCCUUCGAUUUGCGCGACGCAGAUGCUCGAGUCCAUGACCGUAAGCUCUUUGUCUGGCUUUUUAAGGUUCUGUUCUUCGCGCGGAAGCCUGACUUCAACAUGGAUCAUCACAGUACAAUCCGCGACCGACGCGUGCCGAAGUGUCGGACGUCGCCAACGCCGUCAUCGACGGUGCCGACUGCGUCAUGCUGUCCGGUGAGACGGCCAAGGGGACCUACCCGAUCGCCGCGGUCGAGAUGAUGGCCGAGACGUGCUUCCUCGCCGAAUCGGCCAUCUGCUACCCUCCCUUGUUCAACGAGAUCCGCAACCUCGCCCUCCGACCGACCGCGACGUCCGAGACGGUCGCCAUGUCCGCCGUCGCCGCCGCGCUCGAACAAAACGCCGGUGCCAUCUUGGUCAUGUCGACCUCUGGCAACACGGCUCGUUUGAUCUCCAAGUACCGUCCCCCUUGCCCCGUCAUCACCAUCACGCGCAACGCCCAGACCGCGCGCCAAGUGCACUUGCACCGCGGUUGCUACCCGAUGCUGUACGAGGAGCCCCGACCUUCCUCGAACGAAGGGUGGCAAACGGACAUUGACAACCGUAUUCGAUACGGUCUGUCCAAGGCUUUGGAGUUGGGCGUCUUGAAGAAGGGGGACACGAUCGUCGCGAUCCAAGGAUGGAGGGCCGGCGGAGGCUCGUCCAACACCAUGAGGGUGUUGAGCGUCCCGACCCACGACGAUGGCUUCACCCUCAAGCCCGUCGAUUAG